Molecule: messenger RNA, 909 nt
Organism: Cooperia oncophora
Lineage: Eukaryota; Metazoa; Nematoda; Chromadorea; Rhabditida; Trichostrongylidae
Source: the annotation of a GenBank genome assembly
AUGCUUCUGAAGCUAUCAAAGAGUAUUUUGCAGUACUGGGGACUAGACUCAAACGAAUGUGAGCCGUGCUGUUGGAUGACACUCUCCGGUACAAGAGACACACAAGAAGUUUUGAAAACCUUAGACGAGCUCGACAUCGAAGUCGAUAACGCGGAUGGACCAGAACUCUACCAGCGAUUUGGCUGGGAGGACGACUUCCAUAACGACAGCUUGAGUAAAUGGCAGAAGCUGAAACCAAAAAUGUGGCGGCUAUUCGAUGAGCCGAGCUCUUCACGAGGCGCUAAGGUCAUCGCCAUUAUUUCCGUGUUCUUUCUUAUCACUGCUAUACUGGUAUUCUGCUUGAAAACACACCCUGGACUUCGAAUAUCUGAAAUCGCCGGACUAGGAAAUCUAUCUCGAGAAGCGCGAGCUGCCAAUCACUACAAGUAUCGACCGGCACCGUUAACUGUUGAUAAGAUGAAUUCAAAGGCUCAUCCUGGGUUUAUGGUGAGAUUUGAUCUCCAUUACAGUACAGACAAUAAGCGAGCAACAGAGUCAUCGUUCGGUCCGAUUCGGUCCGGAGCUUCGGCAAAGGAACUUAUGUUACUCGUCUUUUUCCUUGUACUUGGUGUUGUGGUCUUCGCCUCGUUGGUUUACUAUGCAGAACGAGUGGAGCCGAAUCCAAACAACGAAUUUCAAAGCAUACCGAUAGGACUGUGGUGGGCGGUGAUCGUCUCCAACUUCGCCAUGUUCUACUCUCACACACAGGCCCGGUCGAAAAUGCCGAAAAAGCGUAGAGGCGUGCUGUCGGUUGACCAAGUCAAGCAGCAACCACACCGAACAAACGGACCACGACGUCACGGGGGUGAAAACACACCACUUGUACAACAAGCCAAUAAUCAUAUCUCACCACCACAUACGGUCAUCUAG